This is a messenger RNA of Dictyostelium discoideum AX4, 1734 nucleotides long. RefSeq lists its product as hypothetical. Gene Ontology annotation, cellular component: cytoplasm. The transcript has 3 exons. The coding region runs from base 1 to 1734 and encodes 577 amino acids. Gene Ontology annotation, molecular function: zinc ion binding. The record is from RefSeq and is a predicted model, not a curated record. Lineage: Eukaryota; Evosea; Eumycetozoa; Dictyosteliales; Dictyosteliaceae.
AUGAUAAGUGUUAAAUGUUUAAUUGGACAAAUAUUAAUAAAUAGUGAUAACCCGUCACUAAACAAAUUUAAAUGCCAAAAAUGUAUGGAAUUUAUAUUCUUUUCACCAACUUAUCAGUGUAAAUUAGGUCAUUGGAGAUGCCAGUCAUGCUGGCAAGAAAGGUUAAAUACAUUUGAAAGCAGAUGCUUUGAAUGUGACAAUAUUAUAGAAUCAAUUGAAGACCUUUCAAGAAAUAUUUUCAUUGAAAAAGAAUUUUCACAACUCCAAGCAUGUUGUCCAAAUUCAUACAAUGGUGAUCAUUUAAAUCCAAUAAAUAAUAUUAUUCAAAAUAAUAAUAACAAUAAUAAAAAAGAUAAUAAUAAAAAUAAAAAUAAAAAAAAUAAAAACAUUUUCAAUAAAGAGAAGGAGGAGGAGGAAAUUGAUGAAAAAAUAAUUGAUUUUGACAAGUUGUAUCCUCAAGAGGCAAAGGCACUACAAACUAUAGCUAUUGAGGAUCAAUAUAAUUUAAAUGAUGAAAAUGAAGAAGAUGAUGAAGAGGAUCAAGAUGAAGAUGAAAAUGGAGAAGAUGGUGAUGGUGAUGGUGAUGGUGAUGAUGAUGAUGAUUAUGAUGAUGAAACAAUUGAAGAAAGAAUAAAAGAUGUUGAAAGAGGUUGUCCAAUAUCUACAACAGUUGGUGAACUAAAGUCCCAUUUGGAAAUUUGUCAAUUUAGAUUUCAAAAAUGUAAGAAUGAAGGAUGUAUUGAAAUUAAAAGAAAGAAUGAUUUGGAAGAGAUUCAUUAUGAUAUUAAUAAUGAAUUGAAUGGUUGUAAAUUCAAUUUAAUGAAAUGUAAUGAUUGCAAAAGAGACGAUAUUCAAAAGAGAUACUAUCAAUCACACCUAUUAUCAUGUCCCAAGAAAGUAAUCAAUUGUUUGCAUUGUGAUGACCAAUUUGAGAGAUCCCAUUGGCCACAACAUGAAUACACUCAAUGCAAACAAAGAGUCAUUUCAUGCACUUUCAAAGCAGGUGGUUGCAAUCAACGUUUUAAACGUCUUCACCUUCCCCAUCAUUUAAAAUCCAUUAACCACAUUGAAUUCAUUAGCAAGCAAUACGACUCUCAACUAUUCGAAAUUAACUUAAAAAACAAUUUAUUAUUAUCAAAAUUAAAUUCAAUAUCAAAUGAAAAUUCAAUAUUCCAAAUUCAACUUAAAAAACAACAAAAAGAAGAAGAAGAUGAAAAACAAAAACAAAAUCAACAUCAACAUCAACCAUUACAACUACAAUUACAACCUGUUUUUGAAUAUAAAAAUAAAUGGCGAAUUCCAAGUUUUAAAUGUUAUCCAAUUGCAAAAGCUGGUUUACUCAAUUUGAAAAAUAAAAAGGUUCAAAAUAUUAAUUAUACUUCAGAACCUUUUGAAAUUGGUCCAUUUAAAUUUUUAUUUUCAAUAGAUGAAAUGGCAGAUUACGAAGAUGGUCCAUCAUUACAUUUUUAUAUUUCACCAAUUGAUUUAGGAAAUCAAUUGAAAUUAGAAUAUUCAAUUAAAUUAUUAAACGAAAAUAGAAAAAUGAUAAAAUAUGAAGGAGAAAGACUUUUUACUUCUUUGGAUAGGGAAUUGGUUGGGGAUACUCUUAAAUCCGAUAUCGAGUUGGGUAAAGAUGAAAUUUUGGAAUGGGGCAUUGAAUUAAGAACUGUAGAAGUUCAUGAACCACUUCAAGAAACAAAGGCUAUUAAAAACAACAACAAAAUUUGGAAAUAA